AUGAGUCUAGUGCAAUCUGCUGAACGAGCAGAGUAUCUGAAUCUCAACACGGAGCAGCUGAAGCAAUUGCAUGAGCAGUCCACGCGGUUUCUGGCCGGCCGACACUACAACCUGUCUGAUGACGACCGAUAUGCCCUCUUUGAACAGCACUUUUAUCUCGCUCUGCUGGUCGGUGACUCCAGAGAGGCCGAAAUAACAUACCAGAAGCUGGCCGACCGGUUCGGCGAAGACACGGGCCGAAUCGGCAAGCUCAAGUCGAUGCUGAUUGACAGACAAUUGGGCCCCAAGGAUGCUCUGAUGUACCUCCAGGGACGUCCCGAAAGCGAUCUGCCGUGCUGGAAGGCCCGAAUCGCUCUUCUCAGAGACACAGGAGUGGCUGAUCUGUACAUUUCCGAGCUGGUCAAGUACCUGGAGGUGGUGCCUACCGAUCCAGAGGCGUGGUCUGAGCUCGCCGAGGCCUAUGCUGCCUGUGAGAAGUGGGGAGACGCCAUUUCGGCCGUGGAGGAGGUGCUUCUGUGUGCUCCUCUCGCAUACAAUAUGUUUGCGCGCCUGGGAGAGCUGUAUCUUGCAGCAGGGGAUGCUGGAGAGGCAAUUUCGCACUUUUGCCGAGCGGUGGAACUGUGUCCUGUCUACAUUCGGGCAUGGUGUGGUAUUCUUGUGGCCAUCAGCAAGCACAAGAAGGGCAACGACAAGCUCAAGGCUGUAGCCACUAAGCAGCUGGAGAAGCUGAUUAAGGAGAAGAAGGGCAGCGAGGGAGAUAUUGCUGCCGCCAAGCUCAUUUUGGCGUAA
Molecule: messenger RNA, 789 nt
Organism: Yarrowia lipolytica CLIB122
Lineage: Eukaryota; Fungi; Ascomycota; Dipodascomycetes; Dipodascales
Biological process (GO): protein folding in endoplasmic reticulum
Cellular component (GO): EMC complex
Molecular function (GO): protein binding
Source: RefSeq, a predicted model, not a curated record